This is a messenger RNA of Postia placenta MAD-698-R-SB12, 1944 nucleotides long. RefSeq lists its product as hypothetical. NCBI's taxonomy places the organism in Eukaryota, Fungi, Basidiomycota, Agaricomycetes, Polyporales, Adustoporiaceae. The transcript has 10 exons. Bases 1 to 1944 code for a protein of 647 amino acids. The record is from RefSeq and is a predicted model, not a curated record.
AUGUUAUAUGCACUUGAUUCGUGGCCAUUUGUAGACGGCGUGCGUGGCGCGGAGCAUAUGGAUUUCCUGCAACAACAGGGUGCUCAAGCACGGGAUGCCGCUCAUCCCGCUGCGGUCCUAGCUACGUGGGCUUGUGUUGCGCGCAAAGCAAGACACAGUGCAGCACAGCGUGGCGACCGUAUCGUGUUUGGUGAGGUGACUACGAGGCACGCACCCAGGAUAUUCGGAUCGCCUUACCUUGGCUGGCUGCCGGGAACACGGUCAACCGAUACGGGGGACACGGGCCGUUGGAGCAACCGGAAGCAAUACACAUUAGCGCGGCAUGCGGACGCGGGACUGUUGGGCAGCGUGGCUACAAUUUGGGCUGGGCCAGACGCAGGCUGUGUCAAAGGUGUCAUAGCGCCACGCAACCUCCAGAAGUGCAGUAAGCAGCGCGCGCUGACCGGAAUGGCCCGCUGGGGCGAACACGCGCAGUGGCAACGCGCGGAGUUGCGUGCCCGGUCAGCAUCCUUUGUGGUGGUUUUCGCCCUUGCUGGCCUGGCGGACUCGGAUGUUGCAGUCCGAUGCGCGACGACGCAGACCGGGACAGCGCCAGCGACUUGCCGCAAACGAGUUGGCGCGAAGCGUGCUGACCGGGCGGUACAGACGUUAUCUGCACCAGGGAUCCGCGCGCACAUGGAGGCUGGUGGCAGGACGGCGGUGCGCGAGCGAUGGGCGGGGCGACAUAGACGGUACCGGAUGAGAGUAUGGAUACCAGCAAGGCCUUUGAAUAUAUUUUGUUGCGACUUGCUGUUCCUGCGCUCUCUAUUCCCCUUGCCUUGUCCCAUCUCCUCAGUUCCAUACGGUCUCUUCUCGCACGCUCACGGGACUCCACCAGGUCUUUUACCGCACAGAGCCGCAUCGCGCAUCGGGCGUGGCGUGCGCGGGCUGCGGCGUGGCCGUGGCGGGCGUGUGCAGGAGGGGCACGGGGGCCUGCUGUGCGCACGUGUCGUGCUCGGGGGGCGUCGGCGGCAGGCGGUGCUCCGCGACGGGCUGCUUCGCCGCCCUCUUCUGCGUUUUGCUGGGCUUGGACUUGGUGACGUAGUGGGCGACGAGGAAGAGCUGCGCGGCGCGGUCAGGACGGCGCGGAGACGGUCAGCGGAGACGCGCGCGAGGAGCGGGAUCUCGCGCAGGAACGUGUAUUCAGCGGUCAGCGUGCGCGCGCGGGGGAAGGAAGGGAGACUCACCGCCGAGCGGCAUCCAGCCUCCGGCGCGGAAGAAUGUAGGGAAACACUUCAGCACGUGCGCGAGGCGCGCCGAGUCCAAGCUCUGCAGACGGGGUCAGCAUGUCGUACACCGUAUGGGCCCGAACACGGACGACAACGUGCGCACCUUGGCGUAGCAGGAGUUGCUCAGGUGGAGGUUGUAGUCGCAGUCGUCGGGGCCUGGGGGCGGUCAAGUCAGCUCGAAGAUCGGGACGCGUGCGGGACCGCUGCAAACGGCAAAGGGAGAUAUCGAGGCGGGCCGCGGCUGGGGCCACACAUGGGCCACGGGUUCAGAGCAAAGAUACAUAUGGCAAACGGACCCCAAGGGCGUCGCGAUGGUGUGGGGCAUGGCCAGAAGAACGGAGGGAACACGGAAGACUCACUCGCCCAGCCCUUCCAAGCUACCGUGACAUCGAAUGGGCUCUUGCCCACCGGCGACAGCGCCGCGAGCCACUGCGCCUUGGCGCGCUGCUUGACAUGGCGCGGCUUGAAGAGGAGGCGCAGGCGCAGGAGGUGCAAUCUGAGGCGCAGCGCGAUGAGCGGGCUGAACACGCGAACUAGAGAGCGGGUGAGACGGAGAGCACGCGCGGAUGCGGGGACGCUCACAGUGCCACGAGAGCGGCCAGGAGCGGAGGUUGACGAGGAAGACGAGGCAGGCGGUGUAUCUGAGGAGGCGGACGCCCAGGGAGGCGACGCGUGA